GCGCUGGUUGUUGGUUGUUGCUCACUUUACCCAUUGCCACCGAAGAUGCCCGCCACCAAGCGCGCCUGCCCGACCGCCGACGCUGUCUGCGCCAAGCGUCCGUGCGUGACGCCUACCGACUGCUCGCCACUGGACGACGACAUUGCCACGGACGAGCGCGAUGCAGGCCAUCAUCACAGUCGGUACGCGACAGCGGCCCUGCGCUUUGGCGAAUGCCAUCCCACACAUGCCCGCUACUUGUACAAGGCCAAGCUGGCUGAAAUUGAGGAGACUGACGGCGAGACGGUGCGAGCUGCCGCGAUGCGCCGCUACCUGGACUGCAGCGACGAGGCCAACGACGGCGACACCGACACGGGCCUCCAAUGGAGUGACGACGACGACGACGACGUCAAGAAGCCUUAA
This is a messenger RNA of Saprolegnia parasitica CBS 223.65, 402 nucleotides long. RefSeq lists its product as hypothetical. The transcript has a single exon. NCBI's taxonomy places the organism in Eukaryota, Oomycota, Saprolegniomycetes, Saprolegniales, Saprolegniaceae. The record is from RefSeq and is a predicted model, not a curated record. Bases 46 to 402 code for a protein of 118 amino acids.